AUGGAUCUCUGGUCCCCAACUCGCCAGCUCGCGCUUCAACGUGUUGCGUUCGGUGAAACCCGCAUCGAUCAAAACACCACCCCGGCUGACAUUACCGGCGCUCCAUUGGUUUUUGAGUUCGAUGAGCGGGAGUUGCAUGAGUGGGCCAGGACUCUGUUCGUUGGUUUGUAA
Molecule: messenger RNA, 171 nt
Organism: Aspergillus chevalieri
Lineage: Eukaryota; Fungi; Ascomycota; Eurotiomycetes; Eurotiales; Aspergillaceae
Exons: 1
Coding region: 1-171 (56 amino acids)
Source: RefSeq, a predicted model, not a curated record